Notothenia coriiceps (black rockcod) is the source of this 699-nucleotide messenger RNA. Its product is annotated as nucleoredoxin-like protein 1. The transcript is spliced from 3 exons. The record is from RefSeq and is a predicted model, not a curated record. Bases 1 to 699 code for a protein of 232 amino acids. Lineage: Eukaryota; Metazoa; Chordata; Actinopteri; Perciformes; Nototheniidae. Gene Ontology annotation, biological process: photoreceptor cell maintenance. Gene Ontology annotation, cellular component: mitochondrion.
AUGGUGGACCUGUUCCUAAACCGAGUAUUGGUCGAGAACAACACGGACCAGGAUGAACUCAACACAGAGCGAGAGAUUGUCGGGAUCCUGGAAAACAGAAUCCUAAUGCUGUUCUUCGCAUCCUCCGAGUGUGAAAACUGCCAGGAGUUCAUCCCUGUACUGAAUGACUUUUUUAAGAGACUCAAAGAUCCAGCGUACAUUGAAUACCCCAAACUGCUUGCACUUGUCUACAUCAGCUUAGACAAAUCUGAGGCGCAGCAGGAGAGAUUCCUCAAUGAGCUGCACAAAAAGGUUCUGUUCUUGGCCUUUGAGGAUCCAUACAGGAAUGAGCUGAAGGCCAUGUUUAAGGUGAAGAGCGUACCAACAGUCGUGGUCCUUCGCCCUGAUGGCUCCGUACUCUCUCCGAAUGCUGUGCAGGACAUCUGUAGUUACGGUAUCGACUGUUUCAGAGACUGGCAGGAAUCAGCGGAGGUCAUUGAGAGGAGCUUCAUGCUCAACGAGGAUUUCGACAACCUAAAUAUGCGCAGUGCCACUGACCCUGUUAGGAGACUCAAGUACAAGACAGAGGACGACAAGAGGAAAAAGAGAUGGUGGAAGUUAUGGGUAAAGGGCAAAGAUGAAAAUGAAGAGGAGGAGAAAGAUGGAGCCUGGGAUAGAAAGAGAAAAGAUGGAGAUAAAGGAAUAUGGAGAAUAAGAUGA